AUGACUGACAUUCACAAAGCCUCUGGAGCCGAGAACUCUGUGGCUUCGCCAAUUGUAGCAUCUGCCGACAAUCCUGAGCCCACGGGGGACUCCAGCUCCGCCCCGGCACCCAAUCAUGGCCCUAUUCUGGAGGCAGAUGCAGAGAAUAACAACUUGACAGAAGAUGAUGCCUCGGACAGAGCGUCAAGUGUGGCAUCUUCAAGCACGAGCUUAUCGAGCUCGAUCCUUCAACAUCGCUUAGAAAACGGGAGAACUUAUCAUAAGUACAAGGAUGGGAAAUAUCUCUUUCCAAACGACGAAAGAGAGAAUGACAGGCUUGACCUACAACAUAACCUCUACCUAUUGACUUUGGAUUACAAGCUGGGCCUCGCUCCCCCCAACAAAGAAGGUUCGGGAGUCAGGCGCGCCUUGGACAUCGGAACAGGCACUGGUCUCUGGGCAAUAGAAUUUGCCGAUGAGCACCCCGAAGCCGAGGUUUUAGGUGUUGAUCUGUCCCCCGUGCAGACUCAAUUCGUCCCACCGAACCUGAAAUUUGAGGUUGACGACAUUGAGCAGCCAUGGACAUUCAGCCACCCAUUUGAUUACAUCCACAUUCGAGGGAUGACAUCGAGCAUCUCAGACUGGCUGGGAUUCUUUAAACAAGCUUACUCUAACCUUACCCCUGGUGGCUAUAUCGAAUUAUUCGAGGGCCAUGCCCGUACCCAGUCGGACGAUGGGACUUUGACACCAGAUCACGCUGCUUGGCAGUGGGCGGAUAAGCUCGAUGAAUGCUUCAAAAUACUUGGCCGUCCAUUCGUGAACGUCCCCAGCCUUGUUCCUAUACUGGAGGAGGCUGGUUUCCUUGAUGUGACUAUUGUGCCUUUCAAGUGGCCGGUUGGUCCAUGGGCAAAAGACCCGCAUUACAAAGAGCUUGGAGAAUGGGCUCUCGAGAACUCUUCUCAGGGUCUCGAAGCCUGGACUAUGGCAGCAUUGACCAGAGCGCUGGACUGGAGCAACGCAGAGGUCCAAGCCUUACUUGCUCAGGUGCGGAAGGAUCUGAAAGACAGGAGCAUCUAUCAUUACACGCCUAUGUGGGUGAUUUACGCGAAGAGGCCUCAGGACGAAGCCUAA
Messenger RNA from Colletotrichum tamarilloi, 1110 nucleotides. RefSeq lists its product as uncharacterized. The record is from RefSeq and is a predicted model, not a curated record. NCBI's taxonomy places the organism in Eukaryota, Fungi, Ascomycota, Sordariomycetes, Glomerellales, Glomerellaceae. The transcript is spliced from 9 exons. The coding region runs from base 1 to 1110 and encodes 369 amino acids.